AUGAUUGAUACUAAGGGCUGGCCUGUUGAUAUUACAUUUAGGCACACCAACGUUGAGUAUAACAACACGCACAUGAUCGCAGUAGAACAAAUGCCACAAAGAGAAUUAAGGGGCACAAGUAACCUAAAAUUCCGGUUUCGAACAAAAUCCAUAAGACUGAACGGACCAUUUGCAAAUACAACUGAGAUCUCUAUCAUUCCAGUAUCGGGCCAUGACGACAUUUAUGACGUUUACAUAAACCACUUACGUAUGUCCGUUUAUCAUCGCCUGUGUGCACUAAUAAUAAAAAAGCAUCAAAGCAAUUGA
Molecule: messenger RNA, 306 nt
Organism: Dicrocoelium dendriticum
Lineage: Eukaryota; Metazoa; Platyhelminthes; Trematoda; Plagiorchiida; Dicrocoeliidae
Source: the annotation of a GenBank genome assembly